AAGAGUUGAAUUCCAUUUCCCUCAAUCCAAAAUAACCGAUCUAUUCUCCUAAAACAAACAAAUUAAGCACAAAAACAUGUCUUUGGGAUCAUCCACAGCAGUUUUCUGUGUUGCAAUGCUGUUUCCCUUUGCACUUAUGGCUGUGCCAAUAAGCAUGGCAGGCACAGAACCUGUGAUGGAGUUGUACAUGCAUGACAUUCUUGGGGGCAGUAACCCUACAGCACGUCCUGUGACAGGGCUGCUAGGCAGCAUAUAUGGUGGCCAAGUGCCCUUUGCCACCCCAGUAGGGUUCAAAACCCCACAGGGUGCAAUUCCCAUUCCCAAUGCAAAUGGUGCCAUUCCCACAGUGAAUGGAGUCACUGGCAUUCCACUAGGCACUGGCUUGGCUGGCACUUUCUUUGCACCAAACAACAACAACAAUAACCAAAACAAUGCACAAUUGGAACUAGGACCUGAUGGAUUAGGGCUUGGUUUUGGCACAGUAACUGUGAUUGAUGAUGUGUUGACAUCUCAACCUGAGUUGGGAUCACAACUGGUUGGGAAGGCUCAAGGGGUGUAUGUGGCUAGUUCAGCAGAUGGGAGCAGACAGAUGAUGGCAUUCACAGCAGUUUUUGAAGGAGGGGAGUAUGGUGAUAGCUUGAACUUUUAUGGCUUGUAUAAGAUAGGAAGCACCAUGUCAAGAUUGUCUGUGAUAGGAGGCACAGGGAAGUUCAAGAGUGCAAGAGGGUUUGCUGAACUGAGAUCUCUUAUCCCACCAGGACAAGUUUCCACUGAUGGUGCUGAGACACUUCUCAGAAUCACUGUUCAUUUGAAUUGAACUACUGAACUAUGGUGAUGUGAUGUGGAUGCAUUUGUGAUCAGUGUUGGUCUUGUGUUUUUGUCAAUGUAUUUGGUUGACUAUGGAUCAUAGUAUGAUUGAUUAAUGGGAUGACUUAAUGAUCAAUAUUAAAUCUUAUUUUGGAAUGGCAAACAACUUGAAAGCUAGUGGCACAGGUCACCAGAUUGUAACAUUGAAUGAAACCAAGGUGUAUUAUUUAAAA
This is a messenger RNA of Vigna unguiculata (cowpea), 1040 nucleotides long. RefSeq names its product dirigent protein 16-like. The record is from RefSeq and is a predicted model, not a curated record. NCBI's taxonomy places the organism in Eukaryota, Viridiplantae, Streptophyta, Magnoliopsida, Fabales, Fabaceae.